Molecule: messenger RNA, 339 nt
Organism: Magnusiomyces paraingens
Lineage: Eukaryota; Fungi; Ascomycota; Dipodascomycetes; Dipodascales; Dipodascaceae
Exons: 2
Coding region: 1-339 (112 amino acids)
Biological process (GO): cristae formation
Cellular component (GO): mitochondrial crista junction; MICOS complex
Source: RefSeq, a predicted model, not a curated record
AUGAGCAGAGUCUACGGCUUUUUAGGAGGUAUUUUGGUGACAACUUCUGUUGCCUAUUACACAGCGACUGAGUUUCGACGGAACUCAGAAUUUGUUACGGGCCAGCUCAAGCAAUCGCGCGAGGUCCUUGACAACUACGGCAAGCCUAAUCCUUUUGUUCCCCGGAAAAUCGAAGUUGAGACUCGCGAUGACAUUAAGGAGACUAUGAAGGACCUUUGGAAUCACGAAAUUGUCCGUGGUGUCAACUGGUUCUACAACAUUCAGUGGAAUGUCCUAGGAAAGCGUGUUGAAAAUGCUGCCGGUAAGCUUGUCGACAGCAUUAAGGGUGCCACUGCUUAG